This is a messenger RNA of Petromyzon marinus (sea lamprey), 1082 nucleotides long. It is a transcript of the gene CISD3, whose product is annotated as CDGSH iron sulfur domain 3. The record is from RefSeq and is a predicted model, not a curated record. Gene Ontology annotation, molecular function: 2 iron, 2 sulfur cluster binding. Lineage: Eukaryota; Metazoa; Chordata; Hyperoartia; Petromyzontiformes; Petromyzontidae. Gene Ontology annotation, cellular component: mitochondrion.
UUCUCGACAGUCGCCGCUCCACGCACGCAGCACGCACGCAGCAAGCACGCAGCAAGCACGCAGUACGCAGCACGCACGCACGCACGCUUUGUCUCGUAGAGCGAGACGUCAACAUCGUAUCUGGGAGCUCCAGAAAAAAUACCUCGCGGCGGUCAUGAUCGGACGGGCGCAGUUAUUGGCGGGAAUCGGUCGCUGGGCGCGACCCCCCUCGUGGUCUCCGGGCGCCUCAGCGCGCUGGGCGAGCGCCGGGGAGGCGGCCGGAGGCGCUGCCGAGGGCACCGCCAAAGCUGCUGCCGCUGCCGCCGCCGGGGCAGAUUCUCCCGGGGGGGAACAGGCGGCGCCCGUCGCCUUCAAGCCGUUUCGCCUGGAGGGUAAACCCGGCAAGAGGCACUUGUGGUGCGCUUGUGGCUUCAGUGGCAACCAGCCGUUCUGCGAUGGCUCUCACUUCAAGGCCCGAUGGAAGGGGGAAUCCAAGAAGUGGCCCGUGCUCUUCAAGGUUCCAGAGAGUGGCAUCGCGUGGCUCUGUCUGUGCAAGCAGACAGGCAAGCCACCCUUCUGUGAUGGUUCGCACAAAAAGAUCGGCACGGCGCCAUCCGAGAGUCCUCCCUUGCAAUGAGACAGGCUUCUGGGUGGCGCAUGCUGCUCCUGUCAGCUGCACAGGGGGCACAAGAGCCUCGCCGACAACAGGGCCCUCAAGUGCCACCUGGUGGUUAUGCCAUUGUCCAUCACCUGCUGUGACACUGACACGGCCCAAACAACACCCAGUGGUGGAUCCUCAUUUAGAGCCAGUGGGGGCUGGGGCUCGCUACUGAAAAAGCAGCGUAAUACCUCGAUGAUACUUUCCUGCUCAGAUUAUAAACUGCAUACACCCCCCUUCCCCAGGCUUCCAUGACUCAAUGUCCACCAGCUGCCACUUCUGACACAAAAUCGUUAUGUUAAUGCAAAUGUAAAAAAAAAACUCACCAAACUCACCUCAAAAUUAAAACCUCAGUCUAGUCAAAUGUGCUCACUCUGGACCCAUUUGUCCAUUGUGAUAGUAUUAUUUUAUCCUGUCUUGGCACAUUAAAUAAUCAUUUACUUGA